AUGAAGCCUCCCGCCGUAUUGCUGCUCGCCGCGUCGCCGGUCCUCGCCGGCGCGGGCGCAGGUCCCGUCGUCCACGACGCAGACAAGGACGUCACCUACCACGGGCUCUGCCGCAACGGCAUCGACGUCUUUCUCAACAUCCCCUACGGCCAGGACACCAGCGGCGAGAACCGGUUUCGGCCGCCGCGUCCGCAUUCGUCUCGGCGCGGGAGCGCCAUCGACGCCACCGCCUAUGGCCCGGCGUGUCCGCAGGCCCUGGGGCCGUGGGUGCCCCCGAUAUCACUGACCAACAUGACCAAGGUCUCCGAGGACUGUCUGAACCUCAACAUUGCCCGGCCCGCGGGCGAGUCUGUCGGCGGCGAGAAGCUGCCCGUCAUGGUGUACAUCCACGGCGGGAGCUUCUGGGCCGGCAGCAACGAGGAGAUUACCAUCCGGCCGGACGGCAUGAUUCUCGAGAGCGUGAAGAAUGGAUUGCCCGUGAUCCACGUGGCCAUGAACUACCGCUUGGGCUUCUUUGGAUUCGCACGGUCGGAUGCCCUUCGAAAAGAAGGCUCCGAGAACGCCGGCUUGAAGGAUCAGCGCCUCGCGCUCGAAUGGGUUCAGGACAACAUUGCGCAGUUUGGCGGCGAUCCCAACAGGGUGACCAUCUUUGGCCAGUCCUCCGGCGGCCUCUCCAUCGGCAUGCACAUCAUGGCCUACGGCGGCUCCAAGCCAGCCCCCUUCCAGCAAGCCAUUGCCGAGAGCCAGGCCCUCGAGCCCGGCAUCACGGGCAACUUCACCACCAACGCCAUGCAGGCCCUCGUCGACCACGUCGGCUGCAACAAGACGCCCCUCGGGUCCGCCUCCACCAUCGCGUGCCUGCGCAGCUUCCCCACGGACACGGUGCUCAACGCCUCGCUGGCGACGUACCAGUCCGACACGGCGCACAACAUCGGCGACAUCUGGCUGCCCUCGGUCGACGGCGACUUCCUGCCCGCGCCGCCCUCCCAGCUCAUCCGGGAGCACCGCUUCGCCAGCGUCACCGCCAUGAUGGGCUGGUGCGACGACGACACGACCUUCUUCACCGACGCCAACAUCACCACCGCCAGCGACACGCACGCCUUCCUCCGCGCCUACGCGCCCGCCGUGUCGCCCGCCAACAUCCGCCGCCUCGAGGCGCUGUACCCGGCGUCCGACUUUCCCGCCGACGCGGCCGCCAACGCCUCCAGCGAGUUCUACCGGUCCGCGCGCAUCUUCAGGGACAUCGUCAUGGCCUGCCAGCCGCUCGGGUACGCGGAGCAGCUCGCCGCCGCCGGCAACCCCGUCUACCUGUACGACUGGAACCAGACCGUGCUCGACGCCUUCCUGACGCAGGUCGCGCGCCGCCCGGGCAUGGGGCCCAUCCACACCUCCGAGUUCGCCUACAUCUUUGGCAACCUCUCGCACUACGACACGGGCGACUACGACUUCCGCCCCAGCCCGGCCGACUACGCCCUGAGGGAUAGGGGGUCGCGCUCGUGGUCGACGUUUGCGAGUACCGGGCGGCCCGGGCUCGAGGGGCACGACACGCUGCAGGGCUUCGCGCCGGCGUUUACGCCCGACGGCCGGGUGAAUGUAUUUGUGGUGGGCGGUCCAAGUGAGGGUCUGUCGCCGAUCGAUGGGCCCGGGGCGAACAGUGCCCUCGAGAGGCAGAAGUUAAGGGCGAGGUGCGCGUUUAUCAAUUCGCCCGAGAUGAUUGAACAGUUGGGGUAUUAA
Molecule: messenger RNA, 1734 nt
Organism: Metarhizium brunneum ARSEF 3297
Lineage: Eukaryota; Fungi; Ascomycota; Sordariomycetes; Hypocreales; Clavicipitaceae
Gene: SecL
Product: Secreted lipase
Source: RefSeq, a predicted model, not a curated record